GCAGGAGCUGUUAUAGUGUGACCUACAGAGACAGAAGAGUCUGUGCUUUGGAAGGGUCUUCAGUGGAGUUUGCUGGAAAUUACUCACAUCACAGUGAUCUGAGUGUUAGAGAAGUAUUCUGGUUUUAUUUUCAGCGUGGUAAAGUCUUCCAGGACCUGAAGCAGGAAACACAGUUUACUAAUCGAGUUGAAUAUGUGAAACAAGACAAAAGCAGCACUUUGAAAAUGAAAAACCUGUCAAAGAAAGACUCUGGAAGAUAUCAACUUAGAUUCCUUACUAAUGAUGGUAAAGGAUUCACUGGUAGACGUGGAGUGAUUCUGAGUGUUACAGAUCUGCAGGCAAGAGCGAGUCGCUCUGCAGUGGCAUCAGAAGGACAGACUACAGUAAAGCUGAGCUGCAUCACCUCCUGCACUCUGUCUAACAACCACACUUACAUGUGGUACAGGAACGGACAGCCUGUUACUGACAAACUCACCAAACGCAACAAGCUCUACCUGAACUCCAGUGAAGAUGCAGGAAACUACUCCUGUGCUGUGAGAGGACGUGAGGAUCUCCGCUCUCCUGAACUAACUGUAACAUAUUUCUCAGGUGAUGAGGAGAGCUCAGUGGAGGUGUGGAAGCUGUAUGCUCUAUGGGGAACUGCUGCACUCGUUCCUGCUCUGCUUCUCUCUCUUCUUACUGCCGUUCUGUGCAUGAAGAGGAAGAGAGGAGCAGAGAGAGACACAGACAUUCAGAGUGUUCCAAAGCCUGGAGAUGACACAUACACAGCACUGAACCGCAUGAAUACGUCCCCGGAUUAUGACACUCUGCAAAACGUUCAGGACUCUGCCAGUGACACUUACACAACUCUGAACCCUGCAACCAUGUCCUCUGAUUAUGAUACGCUGAGGGGUGUGGCUCCUCGACUCAGUGAGGAGAAGUACUCCAGAACUGCAGAAUGAGAACGGACAGUUGAGUUUGGUUAGUGACUUUAUAUUCAGCAUCAUGAACAGCACAGGAAGGUGCUCAGGGUGAGAGUUUUAGGAUUAGAGUUGAGGAUUAGAGUUAAACGGCAUUAAGACGUCACAGCAAACUAAAGUCUGUCUUAAGUAAGUGUCAUUCGUUUAUGUUAUUCAAGCAGCUCCUUUAGAUUCUCAGGUGUCUUUCUGUACAUUAUAGAUAUGCUCCGCACUUAUAUAGCGCUUUUUAUAAUCUUAGCAGUUCUCCACUGUUUCUCAUUCACACACACACACACACACACCAGAGCUGCCACGCAAGGCGCUAGCCAGCCAUCCGGUGCAACUUGGGGUUCAGUGUCUCGCCCAAGGACACUUCGUCAUGGGGAGUCAUGUGGGCCAGGAAUCGAACCUCCAACCCUACGAUUAGUGAACAACCCGCUCUUAUAUAUUUUAUAAUACAGAGCUUUUCCCUUCACUCUUGACUGACCUCUGUUAAUCUCUGUUCAUGCUAACAUCGGAUUUAAUCACUUAAAUAUUAAUGAAUCAGUCAAUUCUGAUCUGAUCCUUAAAUUUCUUGUAACUUUCUUUUUUAUUCAUUUAGCGAAACAUUUCUACAACUUUCUUUUCUGUCAUCUGAUCCAGUAUUUGUCAUUUUCAUGUGUUGUAAACUGCAGUGAAAAGCUGGAUAAUGAUGAUGAUCAUUAAUAAUGAUGUAAGGAACAAAAGCUUCCAUCGAGAUGAAUUCUGCUAUGUCUGAUCCGUUACUGUCCAAUGUUUCAAAUGUUUUUAUGUACAAAAUUACAAAAUUAACAUUGUCCUUAUGAGCUUUUACAUGGCUGAACGCUGCACACCGAUUCAAAACCAUAGUAAACUUUUACACAACUUAAACACGCAGUAGAAAACGUUUUACAUGAUGUAUAGAGCAGGUAGAUCAGGGUCAUCUGUUAAUCAAUCACGAAGGUCUUCAACAGUAAAACCAGUAAAACAUCUGUUCAUAUUUUAUUUCUAAAAUGAAGUUUAAUAUUGACCUGGAUAAAUAAGUACUGCGUGACUGUUUGAGUGAAAAUAGGAUUAACGUACUGUACGUUACGUACAAUCAUUGUUGUUUGCCACCAAAUAAUGAACAAUAAACACUGAAUGGCCAUUUGAUUGAAACUAAAGCGUGGUGUCGGUCUUUUGCACAGUGCUGUACAUGCGUAAAGCGUUCACAGGGCAGCACAAAUGCAGUCUUCUGGGCUCUGAAUCUGACAGAAGAGGACAGAAGGACAGCUGCUCAAACACCAGUGAACCGUAGUUCAUGUUCCAAACCUUACACAGGCCACAUUAGGGCACAAUUUUACAUUACUUACAUUAUAUGGCACAGACUUGGCAUGGGGAUCACCCACAAUGCUUUGCUGAUGGUUGAUGGUUUUGAUUUUGCUGCAAAGAGAAGCGCUGUUCUGGAACUGAUGUCCACUGACUCUAGGGGUCAAACAGGGAACCACAUAGUGCCAGGGCUAAAUCCAGUGAGGAGGCCAUCGCUUAGGAG
This is a messenger RNA of Ictalurus punctatus (channel catfish), 2466 nucleotides long. RefSeq lists its product as uncharacterized. Lineage: Eukaryota; Metazoa; Chordata; Actinopteri; Siluriformes; Ictaluridae. The record is from RefSeq and is a predicted model, not a curated record. Bases 225 to 941 code for a protein of 238 amino acids. The transcript is spliced from 7 exons.